Aspergillus nidulans FGSC A4 is the source of this 446-nucleotide messenger RNA. RefSeq lists its product as uncharacterized. The transcript has a single exon. The coding region runs from base 1 to 303 and encodes 100 amino acids. NCBI's taxonomy places the organism in Eukaryota, Fungi, Ascomycota, Eurotiomycetes, Eurotiales, Aspergillaceae. The record is from RefSeq and is a predicted model, not a curated record.
AUGGAAGUACACCUGCAUGCUAAUAUCAUCAGCACGAUGUCGUCAAAAACCAACUUCAUGAGCGCCGGAAACCAGACCCAACAGUCCGGAAACCGUUCGCAAACGGGCGCUAGCUCGAAGUCACAAAAAGAUCCGACCUCUGGCUGGAGUGUCGAGGAAAUGCUUGAGACUGGACUCGAUCAGAACGGCAACAUUGUCUCGGACGAUUAUUCCUGGAUUGACGGCCGUCGACUAAAUAAGGGCCAACACGGCGGCCAAGAGGCCGAUGAUGUUGCCGCUUCGCUUGAUGAGCAUUUCGCUUAAAGCGACAUAGGUCGAAUUGUGAGGUGAUUACAAACUGCGCCUCGGUUUAUGACAGGUUGGUGCUUUUCGUUCCUUCAUUCUUAGGAUUGGAGUCCAUGUCGCUAUCGCUACCGCACUAACCGAUGGAACGAGUUUGACUAUGU